GCUCGUCGAUGGCGCGCGCUGGCCCGCCCGAUGACGCCGCCGACGACGAUUCGGCGGCCCCCCAGGCUAAGAAGAAGGGGAAGGCUCGGGCAGGUUCGGCGUGGCACUGCGACAUGGACAGGCUGAAAGACGAGAUGCUAGCGGCCAUUCCAAGCGACGCAUCUGGCGCGACGCUGCUCGCUUAUCGGGAGACGUUUGCAGGGCAGAGAGACGAGGAAGAACUGUGCAAGAACCUUUGGCUGCGGGACGUGCCGAGAGGCGUGCCCCAAUCAAAUAUGAAGGCCGCGCUGCUUCACGUGGCGACAGAGCGAGAGUCCAUUUGGAAAUUAGCAGACGAUAAGGAGGGGUGGUCCACGCGCCAGGCCUUUCGGAUCAGAGCCAUGGUCAGAGAUAUCAGUCAGGCCGUGCUGAAAGCCACAACGAGACCAGGCUCGUGCCCGUCAUGGGUCAAACUCUUCAUCACCGAGGACGACGACGCCGCCGCGGACGACGGCGGCGUGCCCGGGCAGGACAGUGAGGACGCAGACGACGCAGACGAGGUUCCAGAGGCCGCGGCAGCCUCAGAGCCGAUGGCAACAGCAUCCGCUGGCGGUGGAGACACGCCCUUUGCCAUCGACCCCGGUGGCAGCAGCGACGGUGCCCCUCUCUACAAGUACGAGUUCUUCUGGGAAUCGAUGGCAGCGCAUCGCAGUUUGGUGAUCGGCCCCAACAAGAUGAAGCCCCCCGAGCUGGCGUUGCCGUUCGAGGUGAAUGAGUCUGACGACGAUUCGAAGCUUGUCAUCGCGCGCUGGGAAGAUGGCGACUAUUGGGAGAUCGACUUGUUAACGGUUGGCAAGCUGAGGAGUCACCGCGCGCUCGAGUUCAAGAACAAUCCAGGUGGUGACCCGCAUUGGACAGGGAAUAAGGACAACGUAGACUGGAAGCUCGUGUACAGGACAGAUCGCAGCCUGCUGCUGAGCAUUCAGAGCUGGGGCCCCGAGGACACCGACUGGGUGCAGAGGCUGCAGCUAGUGAUCGGCCAUAUGACCGACGACGAGAAGGCCAAGGCCAUCGAUGGGCUCAAACAUAUCGCAGUCAGCAUGAUGGAGGGCUCCUUGACGAAGGAGGACGCUGACAUCAAGAAUUUGGAGUACGCGGUGAAGCCGAAGUGGAUUCCACUGAAGCGCCGCCCAGCAGCGGGCGGGGGGGGCGCUGUGAUGAAGCGCCCAGCGGCAGCGACCAGCCCAGAGCAGGCGAGCGCAGCUCCAUCGGUCGAGGAAGCGCUCGGCGAGCUUCUCGGCAAGGACAUCGGGGGCGGCACGGACACCGUCGCCAACGAGAAGAGCGACGGCAGUGGCGGUCAUGCACAUGCUGAAGCUGACGACGAUGACGCACCCUUAGUAGUCAAGAAGAGGCCAGCAGCGAAGUCACUUUCGGCGCCAGUUACGGUAAUCAAGCGCAUUGCUGCCGCUCCAGCUUCGGAGAAGCCAGCGGCGAAGGCGCUGGCCAGUCCAGGUAACGCGGCGCCCACAGAUGGCAAGGGCAUUGAGCACGUUGGCAUCCUGGACCCCACGCAGGCGCCGCCCGCCUCGGCCACGCCAGAGUCUGUAGAGCCAGCGCCUGCAGCGUUCCAGCCUGCGCCGCCCAAGCCAGCGCUGUCAAUAGAUUGGGGCAUGCCGCCGCCUG
Messenger RNA from Prorocentrum cordatum, 1665 nucleotides. Lineage: Eukaryota; Dinophyceae; Prorocentrales; Prorocentraceae. The record is from the annotation of a GenBank genome assembly.